This is a messenger RNA of Drosophila obscura, 855 nucleotides long. RefSeq lists its product as uncharacterized. The transcript has a single exon. The record is from RefSeq and is a predicted model, not a curated record. Bases 1 to 855 code for a protein of 284 amino acids. NCBI's taxonomy places the organism in Eukaryota, Metazoa, Arthropoda, Insecta, Diptera, Drosophilidae.
AUGGCAGGUCGCAUUGUGCCGUGGCCCAAGUAUCUCACCGUAACCCGAUUGAACUCCAGCGAAGGCCUGCAGAAUGUCUCGAUAGAGCUCAUCCGAAGCGUCUUUGAAUACAUGAGCUUCGGCCCCAUCGAAUUCUGCCGGAAGCUGAACAACGGCACGGUGCUGGUCAAGACCUGGGGCAGCCUGGGGCAGCAGGUGUCCCUGCUCUCGCUCAACAGCCGCACCGAUGUGGAGGUGCAGGAACAUUGGAAUCUCAACCAUGGCAGGGCCGUGAUGCACUCCUACGAGCUGGCGCAAUGCAGCGAGGCGGAGAUAGUCCAGCAGCUGCAGCAGCAAAAUGUCAUCCAGGUGCGCAAGAUCACGCGCAGGAAGAAGCACAACCAAAGGCACGAGACGGGCCUGAUAGUGCUGCAGUUUGGCCAGCCAGAUCCGCCGUCCAGCAUUCAAAUGGGCUGCAAAGUCAUACGCCUCCAUCCGUAUGUGCCACAUCCGAGGCGCUGCUGGAAUUGCCUGUAUUUUGGACACCAUGCCAGGCAGUGUCAUCGUCCCAGGACCUGUGCGAAUUGCGGCUAUGCGUACCAUCUGAAUGUCGGCGAGCGGUGCAAUCGGACGCAGGCGUGCCUCAAUUGUCGGGCCAGCAAGGUGCCCCAUCCCAGGCAUCACAUCUUCGAUAGGAAGUGUCCCACUUUCGUCUUGGAGGAUCGCAUCAAAGCCAUCUCCGUCCUGUCGGGUGUCUCGCGACGCAGAGCCAUUUCGAUCUAUAAGAGCCAAUCGCACAGAGACAUGACCUAUUUUGCCGAGGGAGCCAGGCUGUCCUACCUGAAAUGUCCACAAGGGCUUCGAGUGAGAUUAUAA